Xenopus tropicalis (tropical clawed frog) is the source of this 3371-nucleotide messenger RNA. It is a transcript of the gene gpr37l1, whose product is annotated as G protein-coupled receptor 37 like 1. The transcript is spliced from 2 exons. Gene Ontology annotation, cellular component: plasma membrane; membrane. The record is from RefSeq and is marked provisional. Lineage: Eukaryota; Metazoa; Chordata; Amphibia; Anura; Pipidae. Gene Ontology annotation, biological process: signal transduction; positive regulation of MAPK cascade; G protein-coupled receptor signaling pathway. Gene Ontology annotation, molecular function: G protein-coupled receptor activity. The coding region runs from base 137 to 1492 and encodes 451 amino acids.
UGAGAGCUGUAUUGUGCGUCUUUGCAGCUGGGAUCCUUUUCUCCCUCCCUUUUUGCCAUUCUUUUUUCUGCAUCUCUCUCUUCAACCCCCACACUUGUUCCCUCUGUAUCCCAGUGUAAACUUCUUACUCAGGAAGAUGAGAGUUUCAAGGGUUCAGAGAACAUCCCUGUUGGUAAUUGUGGGCAUUUUGCUGGCAAGCCUGGUAACUCUGAUUAGGUCUGAAAAAGAACACAAUAAGGAAUUGGAAAAAUUUGCAGCAGAAACUAGCGAACCUAUAAGGUUUCGGGCAAAAAGAGGAUCGCAGCAAGAGCCAAAAAAGGAUCAGGUGGCAUUAGGAUACCCAAGGCUCAUCCAUCCACCACCAAGUGGGACACCUUUGCUUAAUCAGAUUCUUAAUGAUACAGCCCUAACUUCUACAUGGCACCCACAAUUACAGAACCCACUCUAUCCUCUAGGUGAAAGCUCACUUAGUGCCUAUGGUGUGCUAUUACUAUCCUUGGUGGUUUUUGCUGUUGGCAUCAUUGGCAACCUAUCCGUAAUGUGCAUUGUUUGGCAUAGUUUAUAUUUGAAGAGUGCCUGGGACUCUAUAUUGGCUGGUCUUGCUCUCUGGGAUUUUAUGCUGCUCUUCUUCUGUUUGCCAGUGGUUGUCUUUCAAGAGAUUACUCGACGUAGACUUCUUGGUGUAGUGUCCUGUCGGGUUGUACCAUAUAUGGAGGUUACUUCUCUUGGGGUGUCAACAUUCUCUCUUUGUGCUUUGGGCAUUGAUCGUUUUCAGUCGAUCACCUCACCACAGAUGUCACCAAGACCAGUGGAACGAUGUCAGUCCAUUCUAGGCAAACUAGCUGUGAUCUGGUUGGGGUCAUUGAUACUCGCUCUUCCAGAGAUACUCCUGUGGCAAUUCACACAAGAGCAAUCCCCAGGGUCUGGCAUGGUUAUUGAUACAUGCGUUAUGCUUCCUGCCCCAAAUCUACCACCAGUUUUGCACUCUUUGGUUCUAACCUACCAACAUGCACGCAUGUGGUGGUUCCUGGGAUGCUACUUUUGUCUUCCACUUCUGUUUACCAUUACUUCUUUACUGGUGACACUUCGUAUUGUUGGAACAUCAAAGGACAUCAAGUAUGGACAGUGCCAAAGGCAGCUCAGCUGGAUAGUUGCAAGCCUGGCUACAGUAUAUGGUGUCUGUACACUUCCUGAAAAUGUCACUAAUGUUAUAAUCACUUAUACAAAUUUGGAUGUUCCAAAGGAUCUGCUGUCACUUAUCACUCAGUUCUUCUUGUUCUUGAAGUGUGCAGUGACACCAGUCCUACUCCUAUGUCUCUCCAAACAGCUAGGACAGGCCUUUCUGGAUUGCUGCUGCUGUUGCUGUGAAGAGGCAAUUAGGUCAGACUCAAAACAACAAACUGUAUCAGAGAGGAAAGAAACAGCAGAGGAGCCUCUGACUCUUCCAUACAAUACAAGGGAGUCAGAGCUUCAUCUGGGAACACCAUGUUAAGAGAAAGUAGGGAAUAAAAAUGUACAUGUAAACAGAGUAUAAAUGUAUAUGAUCUAGUGAAAGAAUAUGACAGAUGCAGGAUGCAGCAUUGAGAGAAAAGGAAAGGAAGCAUUGGCACAAGGAAGUGUGUGGUGCACUAUAAGUAGACAGUGUGCAUGAGACAGUUCUAAAAUUAAAUGUGUAGCUAUGGCAAUGGGAGCAGUAAAUAAAUGUGAGAUAAAUCAUUUAAGAGCAUAUGCAACAUAUUGCAUUGAAAUGUAAUGCUCAGGCUGGCAUAUUAGAAAUAAAAAGCUUAAAGGACAUUUUCUUAAAUAAGAUUUUAUUUUAGAUUUUAGCCUUUGACCAUAAACAAUAAUGUCUUUUCAUUUUGGUCAACUUUAUUUAUUGAAGUUGCUCAAAUUUUGAGCUUUGUAAACAAGUUACUAAUACGAAAGUACAUAAACUAAAUUUAGUGUAGGUAGUGUGUAGUGUGGGUAAUCAGUGAAACAUUCGACUAUUAUUGUUCUUUUUAUUUUUUAUAAUUCCAUGUCCAUUUUUGUCAAAUCAAAAAGGUGGUUAAGGUGAUUAUUAUUUUGUCAAGUCAAUAAAUUGCUGCACAAUACUGGGUUAUACAAUAAUUCUGACACUAACUCAAAAGUAUCAGCCAUCUGCAAUUAUGAAGAUCAAACUGGAUUCACCAAAUCUUUAUUUACUAUAUAGUAAGUAUUAUUAGAAUUAUAAUUGGUCCAUCUGGUUCCCUGGAGUGGAGCUAGUGGAAUUAAGUAAACAAUAUUGUAAAUAGAGCCUACAAUUAUAUGUGCCAUGGAUCCAUGAAACCAUUGGUGGGUUUAUCUAUAUUGUAGCAGUUUUGUAAAUACAUUUUAAUCUCUCUAAGAGUAAAUCCUGCAGUACAAUUUUUACCCCUGUACUUACCUGCCAGUGUGGUUAUGUGUUAGUUACCUGCAUCUUUAGUCUGAAAUGAAUUAAAAAAAUGUCCCCACAUCACCUCCAAAUGCUAUUUUGCAAAAUGCAAAUGAUAAACUCAAUUAUUAAUUCAAAUUUUUUUUUGGUGAUCUUUAGUUAAUUUUUAUCUUAUUAAUGUCAAGAUUUCUCAAAAAGAUAAUUUAAAACAUUACUUUGUGUCAUAGCUUAUUACAUUAUAUAAAUCAACCUCCACGGGUCUUUGUUAACAUAUUAUAUAUUUGUCUACAACAUGACUGUGCAGCUGGAGGUAAACUGAUAUUCAGUUGUGGGACAGACAAAGUAUACUGCAUUACGCCUUUGUUCUCCCUACUGACACUGAAUGUAGGUUAGCAAAAUGUUUACUGGAGGGCAAAGGUUAGUCGGGGGGUGGAUCAGUGGAAGAGGAGAGAAUAUAAAAAUCUAGAAAACAAUAUUUUUUUGCUCUACCCCAUCCCCCAGCCCUUGGACAGAGACCAGUAUGCAAAAUAUUCUCCAUUCAUUAAUUGUCGCUACAGUGUAAAAUAAUUGUUAGAUAUGUUUGAGUUUAAAUCAAAGAUGCUUGCGCUGAAGCUCUCCUGGCACCGCCAUUUAGGCAAUUUCUUCCUUCAUGGAUGGUCAACUUAAUGAACUGCUCAGGAAACCCCUCUUCUCUAACUAUUGCCUUGCUACAAAAAUGCUUUUCUUGGAAAAAGCCAACAAAUUACAAACUAUUGGAGUAAUGAAGAAACAGGUGCAAAUUUUUUUCCAAAUUUUUUUCCAGGGGGUCUAGUCACCCAAACCAGCCGGCUGAUUGGUUGCUGUGGGUCACUAAAACUAGAAAAAUAAUACAUUCUGGGGCGGGAAGACACUUAAAAGUAUUUUUCCAUUACAGCAUUAUCUGAAUAUUUAUAUGUGGCAUUUUGUAAUUGUUUAAUAAAAUAAAUAAGAAAAAAAACAA